AUGGACCUAUAUCCCGGUGAACGCCUCUUAUCAGGAACACUGGUUUUCAAGACUCGCUCUCGUGCAGCCCGCUCAGAUACACGCCUGUCUGGUAAUGAUACAUUUGUGGAUGCCGCAGUAUGUCUGAUCACAUCAUAUGGUGAUCGACUAGCCAGCGGCUUCAGUGCAUGUGACGCUCCCACACUGCUGCUCCCUGGCAACAACAGUGGGAUCUUAGCUGGUAUUGGCGGUACUGUGGCGCUAGAUGACUAUGGAACUGAGUACAUCACAUCUCUGUACCUAAUCUUUCAUCCCUGGCCAAGAAACUACAAUUACGUGUUAGACUCCUUCAAGCUGCUGGACCCGCCCAUUCGGAGCAGCCAGGCACUGGCCUACUGUGAAGGAAAACGUGGGUAUUGCACUAUGAGGGAUUCAGAUGUUGUUGCAAGCUGUCAGCUUACUGCAACAGUGACCAACACCUACAGUGUCACUACCUCCGACGCCGUGAGCCUCACCUUCGGUAUCGCCAGUAGUGACAGUGUCUCUUUAGGUACCACCAAUGGAACGGAGAACUCCAAGAACAUAGAGGUGUCCCUGGAGCGUUCCAGCACGACAGGUCAGACUACUGGGAUUCUAGUGAACCAGGGCGCAACUUCAGGCAUUGAGGUAGUGGAUGGUUUCUCGGUCACUAAGCAGCGUAGUGAGAGCAGACAGGAGACGUUGGGCACAGCUGAUGCCUCAUCCUGGUCAGAUGCAUUGGCUUCUGGAAGUGCAGCUACCUACUCCCGCCAGGAAUCCAAUGAGGAUAUACUUGCGCAAGAGUACAGUCAGACACAAGAGCAAAGCCGUGGGAGAACAACAUCAAAGUCUGAAACAGCUGGCGGCUCUAAAACCCUGGAGACAGAGACACGGUCUCAGUCCCAAGAGAUUGGUGUUGAUGCAACGGUUGGAACCAGAUUUAAAGUGUUUGGAUCAGAGUUAGAUUUUUCCGUCACUGCUCGUGAAUCAACAGUUUUUGGGAAGGAGAGCUCAACUGCCAUCACCACGGGCAAGGACUACCAGUCAUCAUCAACGACGUCAGAUACAAGGCAGAACACAAGGGGCUCUAGCCAGGCACGUGGCCUGACCAUUGGUGAAGACAAGACCUUCUCUACAGAGCAAACCAGUGAAAGGGGCGGAUGGCAGGAAGUGAGUCGCCAAAACACCUACGGUGUUGAUGUUAGCCAAGGCUCCACCAAAGACCAAAGCCGCAGCAGGAGCCUUAUUUCAACCAGUGAGAGAAGUGACAGCUCGGAGCUUAGCAAGCAGCUGACAGAGAGCGUCAAUGAGGGAGUAACCAACUCAGCAUCUGCCUUCUACCAGGUUAUGACUGAGCGUACCAAGGCAAUUACUGAAGAUGUUACCAAGGGAAAAGAGAGUACACGUGGUACCGAGUUCAGCUACACACUUGAUACAACAUACAGUUCACAAGUGACAUUCAGCCCCGACAAGCUGGCUGUAUCACUAUAUAUGAGUGUGGAGGAAUAUAAGGAUGCUCGCUACACAGCUUUGGUAGAACUUGAGACCAAUGUGCGUAAAUAA
Messenger RNA from Volvox carteri f. nagariensis, 1560 nucleotides. RefSeq lists its product as uncharacterized. The transcript is spliced from 12 exons. Bases 1 to 1560 code for a protein of 519 amino acids. Lineage: Eukaryota; Viridiplantae; Chlorophyta; Chlorophyceae; Chlamydomonadales; Volvocaceae. The record is from RefSeq and is a predicted model, not a curated record.